This is a messenger RNA of Periophthalmus magnuspinnatus, 833 nucleotides long. It is a transcript of the gene id3, whose product is annotated as inhibitor of DNA binding 3. The coding region runs from base 33 to 353 and encodes 106 amino acids. Gene Ontology annotation, molecular function: transcription regulator activity; protein dimerization activity. Gene Ontology annotation, cellular component: nucleus; cytoplasm. The record is from RefSeq and is a predicted model, not a curated record. NCBI's taxonomy places the organism in Eukaryota, Metazoa, Chordata, Actinopteri, Gobiiformes, Gobiidae. Gene Ontology annotation, biological process: negative regulation of transcription by RNA polymerase II; circadian regulation of gene expression; cell differentiation. The transcript has 3 exons.
AGGACAGCUGCAGUGUGAGCUGAGGACGAGCCAUGAAAGCCAUCAGCCCCGUGCGCGCCGUGAGGAGCUGCUACAGAGCCGUGUGCUGCGUGUCUGAACAGAGCCUGACCAUCAGCCGGAGCGAGCCCGGGAGUGCGCUGUGCGACAUGAAUGACUGUUACUCCCGCCUGAAGGCGCUGGUGCCGAGUAUCCCACAGAACAAGACCGUGAGCCAGGUGGAGAUCCUGCAGCACGUCAUAGACUACAUCUGCGACCUACAGAUCGCACUGGAGGCGGAGGACAAGCUGCGCACGCUGCAGGCAUCGGACCUGGCACACAGCUUCUCCACAGAGGACCAACACUUGUGCCAUUAGACCACCACAUCUUCACGGUGCAGCGGGGAACACAUGGCUCCACUUCGCUCCGGGCCAAAGGGCGGAGGGUGCAAAGGUAUUCGGAUAAGGAGACGACUGAGGAAAGGAGACGAGGAAGGAUGUGAGGAGAGAAGGAUGCGAGGACACAGGAGAGAAAGUGGAGAGUAGAGCCUCGUUUACCGUGAAGCACAGACUGUGACUGUUUUGGACAAGAACUCUUGGCCAAAGCCUGGGGUCAGAGGUCACUGUACUGACCUGCUCACACAUUCCAGAUAUCGCGGACUCCUCACCACCCUCACCCCAAUUAUUAUUCAUCUUUUUUAUUGUGAUUUAAGAGAGUUUCACCAAAGGAUUUCAGACCAGCCUUCAGUAUGUUAGUAAAAAACAUUGUCUAGGAUGAAUAUUGGAUUUGAAAUUUUCUGCGUUUCACAAAUUGUUUUCUGGGAGCUUUAGCCCCUUUUUUGUACAUUUUAAAGUGCA